GUGAUCACUGUAGGGCAUGAGCUGAAAUCUACGACAGAUUGCCGAAGGUAGCCUAAACUGACAAACUGUCGGAGGUGCAAGGAAAGUUUGCAUGUGCACGUGGGUCUAUUUAUUUCGGUUACAAGUCCAGUCAUUCAAUGAGCUGAUGAAAGAUGAGUGCUGUCAGAAAAGGAAGGAAAAAGAAAAACACAUUUGGUGCAACAUCUCCACCUUUUAUAGAUUACUUGAAAGAUAUCCUCAGGAGAUAUCCAGAUGGAGGACAAAUAUUAAAGGAGCUGAUACAGAAUGCAGAUGAUGCUGGAGCUUCUAAUGUGGUGUUCAUUCACGAUGAGAGGACGUAUGAGAAGAACAGCCUGCUGAGUGAAGACCUUGAAAAGUACCAAGGUCCUGCCCUCUAUGCAUUCAACAAUGCUGUCUUUGCUGAAGAAGACUGGCAAGGCAUUCAGGCCACAGGAAGAAGCGUCAAGCGCAAUGAUCCAAACCGAGUGGGGAGAUUCGGGAUUGGAUUCAACUCAGUCUACCAUAUUACAGAUAUGCCAUAUAUAUUCAGUUCCAAAUACAUUGGGCUGUUGGACCCACAGGAGAAGAUAUUUGGAGACGGACAGGGAGGUUACAGAUGGUCUCUGGAUGAUGAUGAAGACAGAAAUGUCCUUUUCACCUUGAGAGAUCAAUUUCAGCCCCUUCGAGACAUUGUCAAACAAGUCAGUGACAGUACAUGGGAGAAAACCAUAGAAGAGGAUCAGUUUUUCAAAGGGACUCUUUUUCGGUUUCCUUUGCGCUGUGAAUCCUCAGAGAUAUCUGAUAACUUGUAUGAUUCCGACAAAGUUGUUCAGCUUUUUGACAGUUUCAUUGCAGAUGCAGACAUUAGUCUUCUUUUCUUGAGACACGUGUCUGAUGUCUCCCUGAUGCACAUUGACCCCUGUGGAUCUGUAGCCGUAAAACUUAAAGUAUCCUUGUCAAGCAUCCCAGCAAGUUUAGAUUCAGGUAACACAGACAAGCCCACAGAGGGGUCAACGCUGUUCAAAAACAUUUCUUCUGCUUCACUUAGUGAUGGAGAGAGAAAUACUCAGUGGCUUGUCACAUCAUACUGCUUGAAAAAGGGAGAGGUGGCAAAGAUAGACUUGCUUGCUGAGAAGCUGUGUUACCAGCCUCAAGUUGACUUGGCUUUUCCCUGUGAGCCAGAGAACUUUAUUUCUGAUGGACGUCUGAGCUGUUUCCUUCCACUUCCAAACAAUGAUCCAAACAGGACAGGGCUGCCAGUUCAUAUCAAUGCAUGUUUUGGCCUGACUGAUAACCGGCGCCAUAUUAAAUGGCAAGAUGAAGACCAGAAGAAUGAUGAAGCUGCUCAAUGGAAUGAACUUCUGAUGACUAGCGUUCUUCCUCACACAUACUUGAAGAUACUUCUUGAUUCCAUCCAGUGUUGCAGAAACUCAAACCUUACUGUAACAUCAGUCUACCAGUUGUGGCCAGACAUUAUCCAAAUGCAGCAUAAGGAGAAAUGGCAUGGAAUAGCAAGAGAUAUUCUAGGACGUCUACUGAAUAACAAAGCCGUGUUCUCUUUGGCUAAAGAUGAGAAAAUCUGGGUGACCCCAUCAGAUGCUGUAUUUCCAGAUGAUGAUCUUGAGGAGCCUGUCUUAUCAUCUGCAGUGGCCAGAGUUUUGAUUACAGAGAAUGAAAAUCUUAUCGAUAUUCCAAAGCAUGUGUUGAAUGACCUGAAAUGUGUCUUUGCUGAACGGGACACUCUACAGUGGAUCUCCCCAAAUUUUAUCAGGGAUGUUCUUCGCAGAGCUAGAUUAGAGGAGGUCUCACACAAAGAAAAACUUUCCCUUCUGGAGUAUGUCUUCAGCGAUAAGAAUUACCAGGAGCUUGAGGGUCUACAGCUUCUACCACUUGACAAUGGGACCUUCGAGAAGUUCACAGACAGCGACGAAUCCACUGCUUUGAUAGACAACAAAGAGUUUCCAAGAGAACUGCUACCAUUUUGCAAAGGAGCGUUUAUAUCUCAGGAGCUGAACCACAACAGCCUUUGUCACUUGAAAAAUAUAGCCACACAAGAAAUAUUCAACAUCAUCAACCUGGAUGCACAAAAUGUGGCUGAUUUAACCAAGAAACAUUUACCACAUGACUGGAAAAAUGGACUUGACCCUGUGCUGUGGGAUAGAGGUAAUCCAGAACAUCCUCCUAGGGGGUGGUUAAUAGAGUUUUGGAAAUAUCUGAGUGCCAACUGGGAGGAAUUAGGCAACUUUGUUAACCUGCCAUUAUUACCUGUGGAAUCACCCACAAGUGAUUCUAAGUCUGUAUGGUUGGCAAAGCUACAGAAAAAAACAACCUUAGUGUUUCAGCAAAACAAACACAGUAGCCUGUCUGAACACAUUCAGAACGUAGUAAAGAAAGUUGGGGGAACUCUCAUAAAACAGGAGCAGUACCUCAAACACCAUGACAUCGAAGCCUUUGUUCUUCCACCAUCACCUAAAAGCCUGCUGAAGGUCUUCUUAAACCUGAGCAGCGAUCAGGUUAUCAGUGGAAUCCACUCUGCAUCCUGUGCUGAAAAAGAGGAAAUCAAGUCCUUUCUCUCUUCUGUGGAUUCUCUUUCAGAUGAAGAGCAAAACAUAGUCUCUAAGAUGCCUCUAUUCCAGUUGAUGACUGGUGAAUAUGUAUGUGCUAAAUCAAAACAUGCAGUGGUUUUGAACUCCUCACCAGUCAUUCCCGCUGACCUCCCCAUUCCAGAUUCUGUGGUCCAGUGUGCUACUGAAGCAGAUCGUAGACUUUUGGCAACCCUCAAGGUUGAACUUUUGGACACAGCACAGCUGGCCCUUCAUUUGGUGAAAUGCAUAGAGGCAGGUUCUUUUACUAAGCAGAAUGAAAAGAAAACAAUGAUCUGGAUAUUACAACAUGGCUGUGCCCUCUUCUCUCAAAAUGUGAUGUUAUACAAGAAAUGCAAAGAUCUGACCUUCAUUGAAAUUGAAGGACAAUGCCAGAAAGCCAAAGCUUCAAGUCUUUUUGAUCCAAGCAAUGACACCUUCAAAAAACUGUUUGAGCAACAUUUCUUUCCUUCUGUCGACUAUGUAAUGACUCAGCAGAUGCUCCAGAGCUUACGCCAACUUGGACUGCAGUCAAAAGAGAAGGAUAUAUCACCUGACAAUGUGCUGGAUGUCGUCAGAAGUCUUGAAAAGUCUUGUGGACAUUCUGACGGAAAAGCAUGGAAGAAAGCAGAUGUUCUUCUCCGAGUGCUGAAUGACAAUGAUAUAAUAUCUAAAUUCUUUCCAAACCAGCUGGAGCAAUUGCAAAAGAUACAGUGGUUUCCUUGUGAGAAUCCACACACGCUGACUAAAGAAGAUAAGAAAAAAUGUGAAAACAGACAUUUUUAUAAACCAUGUGAAAUUAGACAUUCAAUGUACGAUACUGUUGUUGGCCAUGUUAUGCCACUUGUUGCUGAGCUAAAUGAGAAAGUCUGCAAACAAUUGGGACUAUUGAAUCCACCACCAGCUGAGAAAGUCAUGGAGAAUCUAUCGGUACUAAACUCAAUGUCACAAACUACACCUGAUCUUGACAAAGAUGUAAAAUUCAAAACAAAGUUGCAUGAUACAUACAAAUUCAUGCAGGACCAUAUUGGGCUUUUUAGGGAGAUGUUGAAGAAAACAUCUGUGCCUUGGCUAUGGAUUGACAACCACUUUGUAUCACCUUGUGGUGUGGUUUUGGCAUAUCCCCCUGAAUUAGAUCUGAGUUCUUACAUUGAGAGGGUCCCAGAGGAGUACCUGCCAUUUGAAGUCUUACUGAGAGAGGUUGGAGUGAAGUUAACCCUUUCAGAAGAUGAGAUUGAGAAAAUACUUCAUGAUGUCAAACAAAGAAUUGAUGAAAGAAAUCCUCCCUUUGGAAAGCCCACUGAGCUGAAGUUGUCCAUCAAUGUCCUGAACUGGUUGCGCAAGCAGAAUAAACCUGCCAAGUAUGAUACUCCAGUGCCAGUAAUGGCAGAAAACCAAGCAUUCACUUUGCAGCAUGCCUCUAAGACUUUGUUCUGUGACAUAAGUAAAGAGGGUUUAACAGACUUGAAAGAAGACAAAGAAGAUUUUUAUGUCAUUCAUGAAGAGUACUUCCUGGUACUUCCUGUGACAGCAGAGUGGCUGAAUAUCCCCCUCCUCAGCACGCAAAUCCUAAACCCAGAGUUCAUUGGAAUAGAGCAGUGUGGUCAGACAGAACCCAUAACUCAGAGAAUUAAAAACAUCCUGAAGGAGUAUGAUGAGGACAGUGACAUUUUCAAAGAGCUCUUACAAAAUGCUGAGGAUGCUGGUGCUAAAACUUGCAGAUUCAUAGUUGAUUUCAGGAAACACAAAGACUCCCCUGACAGUGUCCUUGACAGUGGUAUGUCCCUUUGUAAUGGCCCUUGCCUUUGGGCAUUCAAUGAUGAACUGUUUUCAGAUGAAGACUGGACCAAUAUCACAAAAGUGGGAUCUGCCUCAAAAGAAAAGAAAGUGGAGAAAAUUGGAAAAUUUGGAAUUGGAUUUAAUGCAGUAUAUCAUGUGACUGAUGUUCCUUCAAUAUUGAGUGGAGAGAAACUCCUAAUUUUGGAUCCAAAUGUAACACAUUUGAAAAAGCUAAUUCAAAAUAAAGGAAAUCCUGGAAUCAAACUGGACGCGUUCCAACAGAGAAUUUCCCGAAGGUUUCCAGGACAAUUCAAAUCAUAUCUAGGCAUUUUUGAUUGCGAUUUCUCUGAGAAAAACACUCAAAAAUGCUACAAGGGCACAUUAAUGAAGUUGCCCUUUCGCAGUCCAGAGGAAUCCAAAAUAUCUGAAAUCAGUACAAAGGUGUAUGACACAGAUCGUAUUAUGGCUUUUCAGCAACACCUGACUCAUAAAUCUCAAACUCAUCUGCUUUUUCUGAGAAAUGUAGAGGAUCUCUCUCUUCGGACUUUGCCAGAGAAUGCCACCACACCCCCAACAGAAGAGCAAAUGGAGACUCUUGUUCAGAUCACAAGAAAGGUUGUGGGCACAGUUCCAAUAUCUGGAAGACCGAAAGACAGUCAAAGAAAGUCUGUUACCUUUUUGAUGCAACGUCAUUCCAAGUGUGCUGAUGUAAUAGAUAGUUCUGCUGCAAGUAUCAGUGAAGUAAUUCAAAACAAUGUUGAUGUACAUGAUGUCCAGUACUGGCUUCUUUAUUCUUGUUUCGGCACUCACAGUUCGCUAAAAAUGAUCCAAGAAGAAAAUGAGCUGAAUAUAUUCUCUGUGCCAAUUGGGGGACUAGCUGUGCCUUUGCAAAAAGAACCUCAGACUGGGAAAUGGGCAGUCAAGAAGAGCAGCUUAGUUGGACAGGCAUUCAGUUUUCUGCUAAUUCUGCUUUCUGUUAAUAUCAAUGGUUCAUUUGCUGUGAUGUCAAACCGUAAAAGUCUGUGGGAGACUGGAGUGUAGGCAGAAUGGAACAAAGCCCUACUGAAGGACGCCGUAGCAAAUGCCUACAUUACCACCCUACUCAUCUUGAAGGAAUUAUCAGAAGAUGGAAACCUUUCAGAUUAUCCUUACUACACAUUCUGGCCAGAUGGCGAGAAAGUAGGCAACACAUUUCAACCAUUAGUUGAUGCCUUCUACUCUGCAAUUGUGCAUGGAUUUUGUACUGAAGAUCUUGAGCUCUUCAGUGAUGGAAAAAAGUGGUACUCACUUAAUUCCGUGAAGUUUUUGGACCCAGGCAUAGCAGAACACAAGGAAGUUGGAGAACUUGCAGAGAAGAUUUUUCUGAGCCAUCACAGCCAAGGAUCUCAUGCUGUCCCACUUCCUUCAUGGGUGAGAAAAAGCAUGAUAAAGAGUGGCUUCAAGGACAUUGUCAAGGACAGAACACUCAGUUGGACAGAUUUUUUCUGGGAUGUGGUGUUUAGAAAUUUAGACACCUUGGAAUCCCAAGACAGAAAAGCCAUGAUUCUCAGUGCCAUUGACCUCAAUAAUGAUGAAGUGGAUGAACUACUGAAAGUGCAUCGCUGCAUUCCUUCACAGAGUGGUGAACUCCGAUACAUCAGGACAUUGGUGGAUCCAUCAGGGAAAGUGGCUUGUCUGUAUGACCAGGAGGAAGGAAGGUUUAUUGAUGGUACCAGAGAUGACUUCUGCUCUCCAAAAAGGAUGCCCAGGCUGAUAGCCUUAGGAAUGCUAAGUGAUCAUUUGCCUUUAGAGGAUGUGACCGAAAGAGCAAACACCAUCUUAAAGGUCUGGGAAACAGGAAACAGAAAAGCCAUGAAACGUCUUGAAUGCUUGUUUGAAUUGAUGCAGGAGUUGUCAGUUGACCAAAAAUCUCACUACUGGCAUGCACUUCAAAACACACCAUUCAUCCCUGCAUGUUCACCAGUGAAUAAACAGCUAAACAAUGAUUUGACUUUUACACUGAAAAAGCCAUGCGAGGUUUAUAACUUCUCUUGCCAUUAUUUGGUGAACAUGACUGAAUUCACAGUUGACCAUAAACACCUUAAGAUCCGCGAAGAUAACGUUGUCCUUGACAAACUGGGUGUGCGCAAAACACCACAACCUUACUCAGUGCUAAGACAACUGGAGGAAGCAUCACGAUGUGAUGUACAUGAUCAGGUUCUAUUAAGCAGAAUAGUAUAUAAAAGCUAUGAAUACUUGAACAAAUUGCUUAAUGAUGAAAAUCCAACCCAAUCCAACCACACCCUCAUUGCAGAAUUUGCUAAAUCAUUCCCCUUUGUCUUUGUGGACAACACAUUUGUACAUGUGAGAUCAGUGGCAAAAUGUCAAGAGUUCGAAGCCAAACCAUAUCUCUGUGUCCUACCAAGUGUCUUUUCCAGGUUUCACACUCUUUGGGAAUGUGUUGAUGUGCAACAACAAUUUACCCCUGAACAAUUUUCUGCCGUUCUGCACGAGAUAGAAAGUAAAUACGGGCCCAAUCCUCUUUCCGAAGUUGAUCUAAAUAUCUGUCUGGACAUACUGAGAAAAGGACUGCUUAAGUAUGAAGAUGCAGUUUCACAGAACUAUCUUAUUCCUGAUGAAAACUCUGUACUGAGACACAGUUCUUAUCUUCAUUACAACGACAGCCCAUGGAUGCCAGUGUCGGCGGGUGUUACUUUGUGUCACAAACUAAUAGCAAGGGAAGCUGCAUGUCAUUUUGGUGUCAGGACAACAAGACACCGCACACUAGAUGAUAAAGUAGUUCAUGGCUUUUCACCUUAUGCAAAAGAAUUUGGACAACAGGAAAAACUAACAGUCCGAAUAAAAAACAUCAUAGAAGCAUAUCCUUCCAAAAAGGACAUCAUCAAAGAGCUCAUUCAGAACGCAGAUGAUGCAGAAGCCACUGAAAUACACUUCAUUUGGGAUAAGAGACAACAUGCCAUUGAGAAAACAUUUGGGAAGAAGUGGAAUUCUCUUCAGGGUCCAGCUCUUUGUGUGUACAACAACAAGGUGUUUACUGAUGCAGAUUUGCAAGGCAUUCAGAAGCUUGGUGAAGGUGGGAAACACGGACAAUGUGGAAAAACAGGAAAAUACGGUCUUGGAUUUAAUUCUGUUUAUCAUCUCACAGAUUGUCCAGCCAUUUUAACAGGAGGCAAGCUUUGCAUAUCUGAUCCACAUAUGGAAUAUUUGGAGAUGGCAUCAAAAGAGCAAUCAGGAUGCAUGUACACGUUGAAAGAUCAAUUUAAGAAUUCAUUCAUGGAUGUCUAUCAGACAUUUCUGCCAUCACAAUUCAACCUUGAAUCUGGAACUAUGUUUAGGCUUCCUCUCCGAACAGAGGAAAUGGCAGCUAAAGACCAUGUCAAGAAAAUACAGUUCCAUACAAUCAGCCCUGACUCAGAUGAAGUACAUACUGGAUGGUUGAUUGAAAAGCAACUAUCAGAGGAGAGCAGCAUUAAGAGAGCAAACUUCCAAGAUCAGGUUCAAGAUUCCCAGGUCCCAUGCCAGGUCAUCUAUCAUACGAGUAUCUCCUCGUCAGAUUCAAAAAGCAAAAGACUGAGUCACUGGGUCAUUGCAGAACAGUUUGGUGCCCUUAGAACCACUUCUGGCCAAAUGAAUGAGUCUGAUGUUUCACAGAUUCCACAGGCAGCUGUGGCAGCUUGUAUUGGAGCAAAGACAUCUGAGCCCAUCUUCAAGGGAAGACUAUUCUGCUCGCUCCCUCUGCCUGAUGGGGAAACCGGUCUGCCAGUUCAUGUCAACGGGAAUUUUGAAGUUGACUCUUCUCGAAGGGACCUGUGGAAAGAGGAUGCAGUGAGUCCUAAUACUGUGUGGAAUGAGUCACUCAAGCUGGACAUUAUUUCACCCCUGUAUGCAGAUAUUUUAAAGCACAUACAAACGACCAUUAGAAUAACCCCUCUGAGAUUUUUCAGUUUAAGAUCAGAGUUAGAUUCUUCAUUUCUGAAAUUCUUCCCAUCUGUUUCAAAAGUCGUUAAGAAAGAAUGGCAUGGAAUGAUCAAUCAUGUAUACAAAUCUAUACAUGAAAGAGAUCUCUCUGUGAUACCUGUUUUACAUACUUCCCAUCAGGAGGUGGCAGAGAAAAAGCCAUCAAUAGCAUUACAUUCAGUUCAACUCUACACAGUCAACUGGUCAAAUGUUCUCAAGCGCAAUCCUAUGGAUUCUCCUCAUUUUAGUGGCGAGUUCAAAGCAGAUCUUUUUGAAAUUUUAGAGGACAUUGGAAUGAAAGCUGCGCCUUGGUCUCUGAAGAUAUUCACAGGUUUUAAAACUGCAGGUGUGGAAGUGAUGAUGCUGUGCCCUGAAACAGUGCGGGAGUACUUGAGGGAAAAACCUCUUAAUGAUGCUACAAAAACAUUGGCAACCUUACCCUUACCUGUUGAUCACACGCUCCUUAAAGACAAAAGGCGAUGUCAGUUACUCCUGGAGUUCUGUAUGGAUGAAGUUGAUGAGAACAACAUUAAGUCUAUCAAUGGACUUCCUCUUCUCCUUACUCAAGAUGAGACACUAAGGUUUUUUGACUCGGGAUCUCCAAGGCAGUAUUCUAGAUUUUGGGAUAUAUUUAAGGGACAAAAAGCAGUCUUUGCAGAUUAUGACAUGAACAUCAGUCACAGUGAAACACUUCAAAAGGGUGGUUAUCUUCAGAAAUUGACAAUACCUGUUGCAUCAAAGUACUUCAUACCUACACUGAAUGACCUUCAAAAUGAAGACAAACCUCCUGCCUGGCUAAAACGCCUAUGGGAUUUUUUUGAAGAACAAAUCAACCGAGAGGCUAUCAAAUCAGAAUCAAGUAAUACUUUCAAUGAGAUCAAGAAAGCAUUCUUUGACUCUCCUGUUCUUCCAGUCAUCAGCCCAAGCCAGAAUAACAAACAUUUUCUGAAAAAAAUGAAGGAUCUUUCAAGUGUUCUUAAGGAAUCAUAUCCAGAAAUGGCAUCUAUCUUAGUCAAAUUAGGUCUUGUGACAUUGAACUGCUCAUUUUUUUACGACCACUGUUUAAAGAGGUUCAAUGACGUGCUUUAUAAGCAUUUGGUGCCUGAUCUCCUCAUGCCAGAUAACAGCAGUGCUGUUUUGGAACAAGUGCUCCAGAUUCCACAUCCAAAAUUCAAAAGCCUGUCCAAUGAGGACUUGGAAUAUCUUCAGGAUUUUCUUCAAAUGGGAAUUAGCACUUCCAAAAAUCCCCAGGAUUAUCAGAAAAGGUUCAAGUCAUUGCCACUGUUUCAGACAGUGCAGGGUGAGCGACAGAGCAUUGAGGGAGAGGACAAUGUGUUCAUCCUGAAGACAAAAUAUAUUACAAAAUUUCCAGAUUUGUUUAACAUUGAUAUAAAAGGGCAUGUUUUUCUCGAGCACAACAUGGUCAACAAACGGCUGUCAGGGACAAUGAACAUCAACAUUUUGACUGAUCUAGAAUUGUAUGUGAAGUUCCUGCUGCCCUCAUUAAACACAUUGACAGAAAUGCAAGUGAUUGACUCUCUUCAGCUGCUGUUGGUCUUAAUAUCCAAUGAAAAAUAUAAGAGCUACAAUGAUCAGAUUGUGGCUAAACUAUCAAAUGUCAAGUUCAUCAGAGACAUCCAUGGUACUCUUCAGUUACCAUCUUACUUUUUUGACGAAAAACAAAAUCUUUAUAAAAUCAUGCUCCCUCAAGAGAAAUUUGUACCACUUAAGUUCUGGAAACUAUUUGACCAAGAUGCAAUGAGGGGGCUGUUGAAGGAACUUGGAAUGAAACAUACUGUCUCAGAUAAUGAGAUCAUUGAGUUUGCACAAACAAUUGAGUCAGAAGUACAUGGCAAGACCUCAGUUCAAGAGCUCAGGAAGAAGUCUUCCACAUUAUUCAAGGAAGCUCUGAAAUUCAGUGCCACUAAAAAGAACAACUUUUUGAAUAGGAUUUCAACCAUCAAGUUUGUUUUUCCUUUGCCAAUUCAGAAAAAGCUGUGUCAGUACCACCAACCAUUUGCUGGUGAAAGAGAUGUGGUGGCAAUCAGAGGGUCUUUAAAUGAAACAAACCCUGAUCAUCAGUAUCUGAUCUGGUCUACCAUGUCAAUACUCCCCACAGCCAACCUUCCCCAGUCUUAUCUCAAAGAUUUGGAAAAAACAGGAGCUUUUCAGCAACCACCAUGUGAUUCAGUGGCCCAAAAUCUUAAAAACAUCUGUCAGUCAGAAUUUAACAUUAAUAUGAAAGACCUCAGAAAAAAAGUAUUUUGCCAAUCAUAUGCAUACUUACAAUCAAGAGAAUCAGAGAAUUUCAGUGGAUCUCAGCUUCAAGACCAGCCAGUGGUUCUUGUUGAAAAUAACACUGUACUUGUGCAAGCCAGUCAAGUAGUGCUUUGCCUCGAUGACUAUGAGGAGUUCAGGCCGUAUCUGUAUAAAAUCAGUUCAUAGCAUGCACUCUACGCAGACUUCUUCAAAAAGAUAGGUGUGGAGGAAAGGCCAACAAUUAGUCAGUAUUGUAAAGUCCUCAAGAAUAUUUACAUGGACUCUGAAGGAAAAGAAACUCUCAAUCCAAAUCAGCAGUCGACAUUCAAACGUGCCGUCCAUCACCUUUUCCAGCUGAUAAAAACACAACCAGAUCAAAUACAAUUCCAGGAGAAUUUGUAUUUGCCAUCAGCAGAUGGCAAACUGCACAAGUCUAAAGACCUCUACUUCAAUGACACAGUCUUCCAGACGAAAAGAUUGGAGGACUCACUGAAAGACAAGCUCAGCCUCCUAACAAACCUGGGGAAUUGUUAUCUUGGUGAGGACAUUUUUGAACAUCAGAAGAUGCUGUUGUUGCUGCCUAAAGACAGUCAACCCACAAUGUUGUCUCAUGUCAUCUCUGAAAGCCUUGUGGAUGGUAGUGUGAAACUGUGUCAAUAUGAAAACAACUGUGAGUUCAGGGGUUGGUUUGAGAGACAUUUAAACUCCAGACCAUUUUUGGAUGGUCUCACAAGUUUGAUCAGAGAACAAAGUAAAGGCACUGUCUCUCGUGCUGAAGCUGUUGAACGAUGUCAAAAUACCUUCGGAAAACUUCAAAUUGUAUGUUGUGAAAUCCUUGAGACAGAGCUCUUCUUAGAUCAAGAUCCACUUGUCAAUACCACUUCUGAAACACAAGUGUAUGUUAAAAAAGAGACACAGGGUUGCACCUUCUACCUGAAGCACAGUGAUGAUAUGGCCUUUAAGAUAAUGCAUGAGGUGGUCAUUAGAUUAACCAAAGAAAUUAAUUCACUGCUGCAGAAUACCCUCUGCCCAGAUUUCCUUCUUGCUUUGGGCCAGCUUCUGUCAUGUGAUACCAUGGAGGAGGUUGAGAAGACACUGGAAAUGUAUGAAAUCCGUAACAGUGCCAGCAGAAAAGAAGGACUUCAACAUCCAGAUCCUGGAAGUCUAAUACCUGGGGAAUGGUAUGAUGCCCUCGACAUGAGUUUCAUGAACAAUUAUGAAAGAGGUGAAUAUGUUGGCUUCAAACAGACAUCAGAGAAUGAACAUUAUCACUAUGCAGUGGUUGUCGAACGAUUAGAUGCAGCAAGUGAAACAGGUCAAUAUUGUUGUAGAUACAAAAUACAGAUUGGCAAGGAAAAAUUUGAUGAAGUGAGCUCCCUUGAUCUUUACCAGUUUAAACGAGAAAAAACAUCUGCCCCUGGCCAACAUUUUUGUUGGGAAAUAGCACUGGUGGAUGGACCUCAGCCAUCACUGAAGAAAGACUUCCCUAAGACCUUUGAGGAAAUCAAAAAGGAAAUUGAUAAGUGUCUGAAAGAAAUCUGGACCAUGUCCAAAGACGACCAACACAAAGCCAUUAAACGCCUGUAUCUCAGGUGGCACCCAGACAAAAACUCAGAGCAGGAGGAGCUUGCUAAUGAAGCCUUCAAAUACUUAAAAAACAAAAUUGAGGAAUAUAAACAAAAUGGACAGAGUCAGAAAGGAACAGGACCUUUUAGCCGGUCAUGGAAUUUCAAAGACUUCUACCCUGAGUGGAAUUCUGAAGCAUCACGUCACCAUCAAGGGAGAAGGAGAUUCUACCGCAACAAUCACAGAUCCCAGUAUAAUUUUUGGUCCUUCCACCAGCAAAUGCCAAGACCAGACAAAGAGGAAGCCAAGCGCUGGUAUUUGCAAGCCCAGUGUGACCUUGAUGCUGCUCACCAUGACUCAGAGAGUGGAAGAACUGAGUGGUGUUUGUUCAAGGUUCACCAGGCUGUGGAGAAAGCUCUGAUUGCAGCAGAGUACAGAGGGAGAGGAAAACACUCGCCCAACUGCUCCAUCGUUGCUCUUGCUCAGAAAGUGUCAGGCUACAGCCCAGAUUUAAGCGCUUUGCCAGAACUUGUGAGCUGAUUAAAACACUUGGGUGUGGAUGGAAAAACAACUCAGUAUCCAAACUACCACCCUUCCCCUAAGAUUCCUAACAAUGCAUUCCAGCCUGAAAAUGAGAAGGAAGCUCUAGAUGUUGCACUGGAACUUCUGCAGAAAGUGGACUUGUAUGUAACAUACUAAUUAAAAGUAGGAUCUUUUUGUAACUUUUUCAAUUUUUUCAUUAUUCAUUUUUUUCAUAUUUGAGAUACUUAUAUGAAUGUAUGAUUCUCACUUCACUAAUAUUCUGCAUCAUUUAUUGUAGCCAUGAUUAAUCAGAGAGUCAGUGCACAGUUAAUCUCAAAGUAAGGUUAAGGGAACAGUGAAUUAUUCACUGAUUUGUUUUGAUUUUCUAUAGCAUUUAUUUUGGGCAAAAUGUAUUGGUGUCAAUGUUUUUCUUUUUUAUAUACAGUCAGGAUAUCUGACAAUUUAUUUCAUAGAAAACUUUAGGCAAUAUUCUAGAGUACUACUUAUUAAGUUUGCUUUAUGGUAGAUGUGAAUAUUCUUUUGUCGAUUUGCAACUUUAUGUAUUUUGCAGUGAUAUUGGAACCAAUAAAGACA
Sardina pilchardus (European sardine) is the source of this 13259-nucleotide messenger RNA. It is a transcript of the gene sacs2, whose product is annotated as sacsin. The record is from RefSeq and is a predicted model, not a curated record. NCBI's taxonomy places the organism in Eukaryota, Metazoa, Chordata, Actinopteri, Clupeiformes, Clupeidae.